Molecule: messenger RNA, 2788 nt
Organism: Diprion similis
Lineage: Eukaryota; Metazoa; Arthropoda; Insecta; Hymenoptera; Diprionidae
Gene: Akt
Product: RAC serine/threonine-protein kinase
Exons: 7
Coding region: 404-2026 (540 amino acids)
Biological process (GO): protein phosphorylation
Molecular function (GO): protein serine/threonine kinase activity; ATP binding
Source: RefSeq, a predicted model, not a curated record
ACCACGACGUACCGUUUCCAGACCUUAAAAUAUUGAAUUCCACUCUAGAAUCACUUUCACAACUAGCGUUCUAACCUAGUGCACAGUAAUUAAUGGCGGAUUGGUAGUACUUGUGUAUGAGAGUCGAAAGCGUAUAUCAGCAAAUGUUUGUUGGAGUGAAAAAUAAGGUUUCAAAAACUUUCAUGCAGUUUGAUGUGAAAAACAAGUUGUAGCAUGCUACCCCGACCAAUGGCUAGAACAUACAAGUGUGAUUAUAUCGAUAAAUAAGUGUUUUCUAAGUGUGCAGUGAAUUACUGCAGCGUAGUCCUGCAUAUUUCGCCGAUAUAUAUUGAAUUGUAAAAAAUUAACCACCGCUUGAACUACGUUAAAUAUCUUUACGUUUGAGUAAAGUUAGUGGGGGGAUAUGGGAGACGCACAGAUGGGUGUCGCGACGCCCGGAGACGGUCAGCAAGUCGUCAAGGAAGGCUGGCUUCAAAAACGCGGUGAACACAUAAAGAAUUGGAGAUCACGUUACUUUGUGCUUCGAGAUGACGGCACCCUGGUUGGUUUCAAGACCAAACCUGAGCCGCAAAUUGCUACAGCUGCUCAGCCGCUCAACAAUUUCACCGUGCGUGGUUGCCAAAUUAUGUCUGUUGACAGACCUAAACCGUUUACAUUCGUUAUUAGAGGCUUGCAAUGGACAACCGUCAUCGAGCGAACGUUUCAUGUCGACACAGAGCAGGAAAGAGAAGAUUGGGUCGCAGCAAUCAGAUAUGUAGCUGAUCGGCUGGCUAGUCAGGAACAGUUGGAGCAAGCGAUGCAACCUUCGGCAUUGUCUGAGGACAUGGAUGUAGAGAUAUCUCCUGGUGUGCGAUCAGAUUCAUGUGGAUCACUUGGUGUUGUAUCAGGAGACAGUGAUGGAGGCAGCAUUGAUGAAUUGUCAGCAAAAUUCAGUGUUCAGGGUACAUCGAGCAGUAAAAGUACUGGCAAAAAGAAAGUGACGUUGGAAAACUUUGAAUUCUUGAAAGUACUUGGAAAGGGAACAUUUGGUAAGGUGAUUCUGUGCCGUGAAAAAGCCACCGGUCAUCUAUAUGCCAUAAAAAUUCUACGGAAAGAAGUAAUCAUCCGAAAGGAUGAAGUUGCGCAUACAUUGACGGAAAAUCGUGUCCUUCGUACAACCAGUCAUCCAUUUUUAAUUUCUCUGAAGUACAGCUUCCAGACAGCCGACAGACUGUGUUUUGUUAUGGAAUAUGUAAAUGGUGGCGAACUAUUCUUCCAUCUUAGUCGCUCCAGAGUAUUUCCAGAGGAUCGUACGCGUUUUUAUGGGGCAGAAAUUAUAUCUGCCUUAGGAUACUUGCAUUCCCAGGGUAUUAUCUACCGUGAUUUGAAACUUGAAAAUCUUCUACUGGAUAAAGAUGGCCACAUCAAAAUAGCAGACUUUGGUCUGUGCAAAGAGGAUAUCACGUAUGGGAGGACCACUAAAACAUUUUGCGGUACACCGGAGUACCUAGCUCCUGAAGUACUCGAAGAUAACGACUAUGGUCGAGCAGUAGAUUGGUGGGGUGUUGGAGUUGUUAUGUAUGAAAUGAUGUGCGGUCGACUUCCAUUUUACAAUCGUGACCAUGAGAAAUUGUUCACCUUAAUUAUUAUGGAGGAAGUCAAAUUUCCAAGAGCUAUCAGUAAUGAAGCUAAGGAUAUGCUUGGUGGAUUACUAAUUAAAGAUCCAAGUAAAAGACUAGGAGGGGGUCCAAACGAUGCGAGAGACAUAAUGAAUCAUGCAUUCUUUUCAUCCAUCGAUUGGUCUGACUUGGAGCAAAAAAAAAUUCCACCACCUUUCAAGCCUCAAGUAACAUCGGAUACAGACACACGGUAUUUUGACAGUGAAUUUACAGGAGAAAGCGUAGAAUUAACGCCUCCAGAUCAGGGAUGCUUGGGCAGCGGAGGCGGAUUAAAUUCCAUCGCUGAAGAACAGGAACAUUUUCCACAAUUUUCGUACCAGGAAAGUCAUUCAGCAGCAACAUCCUCGAUUGUCUCGAUCAAUCACUGACCUUAUGUCUUAUACAGAGAAUUCAAAUCCUCAGCUCUAAAUACGGUGAUUCGGUGCUCUAUAGCCUCUGAUUUUUUACUAAUAGGUAUUAUCAAGCUACUCAUAUAAUCUACAUGCAAUCUAACUUUGAAUAUAUUCAUGAUUUACAUUUAAAAAAAAGAGAGAAUCAAGUUUGCAAUAAUUGUUUCAAGAGAAAUUACAGAUUGCUGACUCACCUUGCGUCAAACAUCAAUCCGAGAAUGUACCUUAUAUGUGGGGGAUGAUUCGGGUACAAAAAUAAUUGUAUAAAAUGAUGAGCAAAAAAGCCUUUUUCAAAAGUAUUGGUUAUUCAUAAUAAUGCCUAGUAAUUAAAUAUCUUAUUACCACGUAAUGAGAUUUGCGGUGAGCGAAAAAAACAAAAUAAACCAGGAAAUGUAAUAAUGUGUUAUUUAUCCAGAAUAUUAAUGGAAAUUUUUUAUUCUGUUAUGAACGAUAAAUUGGGAAUUUAGGAAUUUUAAAUUUUACAGAAACUUUAGUUUCAAUAUUAUUACUAUUAUAUUUAUUUAUUUUUUUCUCUCACCGUGUUAUAUUAAUGAAUACUGAUAAGACGGAAAAUGAAAAUUGAAUAAAAAAAGAAGGGGAUAAACAGAAAACGAUAAGCAAAUGAAACCAAGUAACAUUAGCCAAGAGGGAAUUAUACAUAUUAUUAUUAUACACUAUAAUAACUAUAUUAUUAUAUAUACAUAUAUUUAUAUUUUAACAAUUAAACGAUCAUACAGUAUA